UACCCGCACACAUAUUGCACAAUGUCCUCCAAACCGGGCAAGAAAAAGGAGUCCGUGCACCGGAUGAGCUCAGCGACGGGGCACACACCUAGAGAUGUGGCUUCAAUGGUUGCGAGCGUGCUGUCUGUGGAAAUAAAGAAAGGAAAGCUCCCACUUUGGCCUGAAUGGAAUGAGGCAGAUAUAAAUUCUGAGAAGUGGGAAAUGGGAAAAGCUGGAAAAGAGAAAGAUAAACCUGGAAAGAGCCCAGCACUACAUUUUUUUGAGGAUCCUGAAGGAAAGAUUGAACUACCAUCCCAAUUAAAGAUACAUUCGUGGAAGAGGCCAUAUGAAGUCUUUACAAACACACUUCCUGUGGUUAUGAAAGAUGAACACUCAUGUGACCUGUUAACAGCAAAUGAACACCUAAUUGGAAGCGAGCUCAUGAGGUGGAUAAUAAGUGAAGUAAGUAACGUCUGGAGAAUAUUGAACUCAAAAUUGACCAACAAAGAAACAUCACUAGAUCCACCUACAUUGGCUUGGAAGCCCUGGGAACACAUAUAUUCUCUGUGCAAAGCUGUAAAGGGACAUAUUCCGCUAUAUAACAAUUAUGGUAAAUAUGUCGUCAAGCUAUACUGGAUGGGUUGCUGGCGUAAAAUUGUUGUGGAUGACACUUUACCAUUCAGCGAAGACAACAAAUUGUUAGUUCCUGCAACACCCUGUGAAGGAGAAUUAUGGCCAAUGUUAUUGUCCAAAGCCAUCAUUAAACUUGCGAGCGUGGACCCAAAUGGGUUUACAAAAAAAGACAUGGGAGAAUUUACCGUCAUGCAUUCUCUAACUGGAUGGCUACCAGAGGUCAUUCCACUUGACAAUGAUUAUUUAAAUGAUGUCUGGACUCUCUUGAAAAGGAUAGUUCCUGAGUUUCGGUUACCUAGUGAUGAAAAUCCUGAAUCCAAAGGUCCUGUAGCACAGGAAAAGCCAAAGGAAAACAUGCAAACUGAAGUGAAGGCUGACCUGCAAGUACCCAUAAUUAUUAAACCAGCUGAGAAGACCAACAAAGAGAAAUCUGAUGUAAAGGACACCGGGAAAAAAAAACCUGAAAAGGAUAAAAGCAGGUCUGCAUCUCAUUCUGCACGGCCUCCUUCAGAGCCUUCAAACACUCUUCAGCAAUUAUUACAAGAAACCACAACUGUGCCACCGGAGCCGCAGAUGGUUGUAUAUGCCAGCUAUUUACCACUUCACUUGAAUGAGCAGAAGAUUUCUAUACUAGGGCAGAUGGCUGACUCUGCAGAACAACUGCGUCAAUAUGGACUUUCUCAUAUCUAUAAUCAUCCAGUCCUUGUAACUAGAACACGAUCAUGUCCUCUAGUUGCUCCUAUAAAACCCCCUCCAUUACCACGGUGGAAACUUAUAAGGCCAAAAAAAGAUAUUAACAUAACAGAUGAAGCCAAAGAACCUAUUGUAAAAAAACCUGAACAGUUUGUGGAAAUCACCAGCCCAUUCCUAGGCUUUCGAAUCCAUCCACUCAGUGUACCAUCUGAAGGACACUUUGUUCACUCUACACCAAGAAGAGGCUCCCUUGUGACCUCUAGUCUAAUAUCUGUCAGUGAGAUUGAAGAGCAUGUUCAUGAAGGUGAUGAAGCUGUAAAAGAAAAUCUUAUGUCAAGUGCCGAAGAGAGCAUUCAGGCAAGCUCUGUCAUCCCUGAUCACAGUGCACCUGACUUGACAGGUAACGAAGGCAAAAAUAUACAUCAAGAUGGGCAUCUUACUGAUGUAAAUACUCAGUCAGCUCACAUUUCAGAGAAACCCCCAGAAGACUUGAAACCUAUAAAUAAAGAAACAUGGAUUGACUAUUCAGAUUUCUGCAAGUGUUUUCAUACAUUAUAUGUCUUCCAUAAGCCAAACACAUAUCCUUAUACAGUUCAGAAAUCAGAUUUUAAGGCGACAGAUGACAGAGGAUCUUAUUUCUUAUUUGUGGACAAUUUCAAACCUACUGAAAUCGUAGUCAGUUUUUCAGCACUGGUGUGCUGGGGAGAUACUCCUUUUGGUGUAAAAGAAGAGACAAAACUACACAAAGGUUUACUCACUGUUGAACAAUAUACUUGGAAACAUCUUCUCACUGGACCAGUUGUAUUAAAAAUACACACUUAUGCUACCAAAGCUACAAUUCUAAACUUACCUCCUGGGCGUCAUGUCUUACGCUUCACUGCAAGUUCACCCUUAGGGCACCAUAUCCACCUGUGUAGUACAGUGCCAUUUGUCUUUGGUGAUGAAGAAACUGUUAUGCCAUAUCUUGACAAGGAGAGCUAUCGUUUUAUGGAACAAGCCAAAACUAUUAUAAAAGCCAUAGGGAAAGUAAUGACUAGCUUUAACUGUGACAACGAACUUCCAAGAGCCUUUCAAGAUCUAGCGCGCUGUGUUCAAAUAAAGGAAGCAAGUCAUAUCAAGAUUUUCAAUACUGCUUUAUGGAAUCUUAUGACUGAAGCUGUGGGAAAGAAAGUUUCUCCUGACUUGAUAUUUGCAUACCGAGCUUUUACCCUGGAUUUCAAUGCGAGUUUGACUGCAGAUUUGCCUCCAUCACCAGAGGCCAUAUUUGAAGUUCCUGCCUCCUGGCAAGACAGGAUCUCGACAGAUAUCGAGGCAGCUGCUGCAAAUAAACUUCAAGCUUGUUGGAAAGGGUAUUACAUAAGGAAGUGUUUCAGAGCAAGAAAACCAGGCACCAAGGAAAACACGUAUGUUAAAACUAUAUUCGAUAAAGUAUGGGCUGUGCUGGAACCAAAUGCAGAACAACAUGGUGUUAAGCUGCUGAGAUACAUGUUCAUGCACAGUCCUUAUUCACAUAAGUAUGCUGGCUUUGGCGAUGAACCUUACAGAAUUUCAUUUGCUGACUACUCGGUUACUUACCUUGAGCACCCGUCUAAUGCAUGGUUUGUGGUUUUCAGAGAAGUAUUUCAUGUGCCAGAAAACAUGCUUAUAGUACCCAAGAUGUACACAACUCUGCCAAUCUGUGCACUUCACAUCAUAAAUAAUGAUACACUGGAGAAAAUUCCCUGGGUUUUCAAUAAAGUUGUACCACACAUCUAUGCAAAGAACAAGAAGGGGUACACAUUUGUUGUUGAAGUCCAUACUGGUGAAAAUGCUAUUACUUCCGGAAAAUUUAGACUACGACUCAUUGGUGCAUGUAACCCUCUUCCAAUACUCUCCCGCGAAGCCGUAAACAACUCUUUUUCCAUGAGAGAAAUUAAAGAUUACUACAUACCCAACAACAAGAAUGUGAUAUUCAGGUACUCGGUGAAAACGAGCAUAGAGCACAUUGCAACUAUACAAGUACAAACAUCGAAGCCAGAUGUAUUUAUCAAGAUACAGAUACUAGAUAAUGAGGACGAGGUUGUAAGUGCUGCUGGAAAAGGUCAAGCCAUAAUUCCUGCGUUUUGUUUUAUACCAACUGAAAGACCUUCAAGCUGCCGAUCAGUAAAAAGCAGUACAAAAAAAGGAAGAGUUGGUUCUGCUGGCAGUCAGAAAAUGAAGUCCACAGCUCAAUCUGAAACAGACGUUCAGCCUGUGGGAGUCAAUGAAAACGCUGAAGAGAGAGCACCAGUUUCCCACCCAGCACACAAGUACAUUAUACAAGCAAUUGUGCUAAAUAACAGCUGGACCCUCACGGAGAGUCAAGCUGCCUUUGUUCAAACACUAAAGGAGUUAGAGAAACAGGAGGCGAGAGUUUAUGAAGAGGUACAUUCAGAAGUUCACCAUAGCGGUGAUGUCCAAAAACCAGUGAGCACUCCGAAGACUAUCAGGAAAGGGAAGACAGAAAAACCUGAAAAGGAGAAGUCUGGAAAAGACAGAGAACAACGUAUGUCAACUCCAACUUCCAGACCUGAAUCCCAGGCUCAACUGCAGACAGAUUUGAAUAAGCCGAGUUGGAUUCUAAGGCUAGUCAGCCAAACAAGCGAAGUAGACACACUGGAAGUUAAAAAAGACACAGAACGUCUAGAUGAGAUCAGAGCUAUGAAGCAGGCAUGGGAGUUGGCAGAACCUGGACGAGCUGUCAAGGCAUUGCAGUCACGGUUGCAGUAUAUCAACAAAUAUGUGCAAAAAAUCAAUGCGGACACGACUGAAAUGAAAAUUCCACAAGACACUCAAGUAUUAAAUGGAGACGGAAUUGCAGUAGAUCCAGCUAAGAUCUUGGGAAGUCAAUCAAUGGAUCCAGACACCAAAGAAUUUACCACAUUGGAUUUGACACCCUUUCUUAGAAAAACAAGGCCACAACCGUUGCUACGAGACGAAUAUGUCAUUCAACAGCAGGCCUUGCAAAAGGCAGAAGAGAUUCAACAGUAUAGACAGCGUCGAGAGGAAGUCAUACAGCAAAGGGAGCAGGAACAGACUGCACGAAAUUUGCUGAAGAAGAAAGUGCUACAGACAUAUGAAGAUCUACAGAUAUCAUUAGACAAUGCUCGUCAACAAAUUCUCGGUGCUCGAGAGUCAUACAGAAAUAAAUUGCUUGAAGCCGAGAAAAAAAACCAAGAUGCAGUAGCAGUUCAAGAAACUUCUCAUCAUAUUGAACAAAAGAAAAGUCCGUCACCUAAAAGGAAGAGUGCAAAGAGCUCUGGGAAAGCAAAAUAGAGACCAAUUAAUCAGUGUUCAUUGUGAGAGAAACACACGUGCCAUUAUCUGAAUAAUGUCAAAUUGAUAAAACAUUAACUUUCACAAUAUACUUUCAUUUUACCUGUCCUAUUGAAAACAAACUAUUUUUCUCUAAUGCGUUUAACUGUUUACCAAAGAAAGUUUGAAACUUCACAUACUCUUAUUAAAUAA
Messenger RNA from Pelobates fuscus (common spadefoot toad), 4791 nucleotides. It is a transcript of the gene ADGB, whose product is annotated as androglobin. Gene Ontology annotation, molecular function: protein binding; calcium-dependent cysteine-type endopeptidase activity; heme binding. Gene Ontology annotation, biological process: proteolysis. Lineage: Eukaryota; Metazoa; Chordata; Amphibia; Anura; Pelobatidae. The transcript has 35 exons. The coding region runs from base 22 to 4599 and encodes 1525 amino acids. The record is from RefSeq and is a predicted model, not a curated record.